Molecule: messenger RNA, 2625 nt
Organism: Strongylus vulgaris
Lineage: Eukaryota; Metazoa; Nematoda; Chromadorea; Rhabditida; Strongylidae
Source: the annotation of a GenBank genome assembly
AUGAGAUGGAUAAGGUCGGUGCCACCACCAUUUGUCAAUUUAUCACAAAAUCCAACUCUACAGGAAAUCCAAAAAUGGAAGACUGACGCGUAUCAGGUGCGAUCAGAAGCGAAAGCUCUCGAGACCACCAACACUGGUCUAAAGGCUCAGCUUCAAGCCGCUAAUGACCGUAUCGAACAUCUGAACAAGACGGUCAAUGAUGGCACUAUCAAAAUCCGCGACUUAUCGUCACAAGUGCGACGCCUCGAAGAAGACCUCACUGAUACAAAGUCGAAUCUCACACAGAAAGAAUCAGAUCUCGAGAGCACCACCAACAGGUUGCGUACUCUUGAGGAGCAGUAUGCUCAACUUCAAAUUGAUGCUAACAAAUGGCGAAGCGAACUUGACACAGUACAGAGGGAGAAUGAUGUUCUCAGAAGCACUAAUGCCAACCUUGAUUCGGAGAACAAUCGGUUGAAAAACCGCCUCAAGAACGCUGAGGACUCCAUUAAAGAGUUGAAAAACAGCUUGAACCAUUUGAAACAGGAGCGCGAACGCCUCCAGAAUGCAUACAGGGACAAAGCGAAGCAGGCUGAUCAUCUUCAGCAGCUCUCGCAGCAGUUCGACUCAAAACUGCAAAAACUUCGCCAAGAACUGCAGGAAACCUCAGAUAAGCUCAUCACUGCCGAUACGGAACGUUCAACGCUUCGUACAGAACUGGCCAAACUUCAGCAGGAACUCAAAUUUGGUGCUGAACAGAUGCAGAGAAAGACGGACGAGUAUCAAUCGACUCUUGACGAUUUGGCAAAUGCGCAUAGAGUUUCUGAAGACGGCAGACUUAACGCUCUGCAAGAGCUCGAGAGCCGCAAGUACGAGAUGAGCGACCUGCAGUCACGCUUGGAAAGUACCGAACAGCGUUUGAUCACUCUACAGCAAGAUUUCAUUAACGUUGAUUCUGAGAGAGAUUCGUUGGCAGAUGCAUUGCGGCGAUUCCAGGCUUCUGCCAGCCGCGUCAUCAACCUCAACCGCUUCCGUCAAGACAUCAUUGAAGGCGAGCCAGGACGUGAGGUGGAAAUCCCAAGAGGCGAAGGCAUCGAGGAUGUACAAUAUCCACGUUCCGUGCCGUUCCCCGUCGGCAUCGAUUACACUGGCACCCAUGUGGGCGCGCGACCAAUCAGCAACAGCGGGAUGCGCCGUCGUCGCAUACUCAAUAAGCUAAUAUGCUGGCGUUUUAUAGCAGGCGGUCGCGUAGCCACUACAUUAACUGGAACGACUACUGUCAACAUCAAUGACACCGUCAACGUUUCUCAGCUCGAAGAUACGCUCCAUCAACUUGUUGGAAGAAUUGAGAAACUGGAGCUUGAAAGAAACGAGCUUCGCGACACAUUGAAUCGUCUGCGCAAAAAGACGAGUGAAUCGCACACGACAAUCAAUAAGCAUGAGACCAGAUACAAGACAAUUGAGGAUAAUUUAAAUGACAUUGAAGAAGACAAGCGUGCUUUGGAAGCCCGAUUGGCGUCUGCCAAGCAGCUUCUUCGCUCCCAGGAAGAAGCGCUAAAACAGCGCGAUGAGGAGCGUCGACAGAUGAAGUCGAAAAUGGUGGCCGCCGAAUUGCAGGCGAGGGGCAAAGAGGCUCAACUAAGACAUCUUAACGAACAACUCAAGAAUCUGCGCACUGAUCUGGAAAAUGCUCAUGCUGACAUUCGUGCACUGCGAGACAGAGAGGAAAGCUGGGAUGCCAGCCGAUUCCAGCUUGAGAGCAAGAUAAGGGAACACGAUAGUCAUUCGCAGAAACUCCAGAUCCAAAUCAGCACCUUUGAAAGCGAGAGACAGAACCUCAUGGAAAAGAUCAAAGAACUCGACGGAGCCCUCCGCCUAAGCGAGAAUAAAGUACAGGAUAUGCGCGAGGAUGCCGACAAACUGAAGAGGGAUCUGGCUAAAGCUGAGUCAUAUGAAGUGGAACUGCGCAAGUACACUGAAACCCAAAGCAAGAGCAGCAACGAGCUGCAGAUUCUCAAGGACCAAUUGCUCAAUGCUCAGAAUGACCUGAGUGCAAGCAAUUCGCGCAAAUCUCAGCUUGAGUCUGAGCUUCUGAAUGUUCGCAGUGAACUGCGUGAUUACAAGCAGCGCGUACAUGACGUGAAUGGACGUGUCUCCGAACUACAACGUCAACUGCAAGAUGCGAACUCAGAGAAGAAUCGCCUUGAGGACAGAAUUCUGAAUAUGGAAAAGAAUUUGAAUCAGCAACGCACAGCGGAGAACGAACUCCGACAGCAGCUGGAUUCGGCCAAGAACGACAAACGUUCCGCGGUAAAGGAGCUUGAGGAGCUGAAACGCCGUAUUAUGCAGCUCGAGAGCGAAAGACGUGCAAACACGCAGCUGAUGGACAGCUGGAAGAAGGAGAAGUAUAUGCUUCAGAAGAAGAUUGAAAUGAUGGAAUCGGAGAAACGUAGAACAGAAGCAGCAAUUCGUGAGACUGCUAUGCAGCGAGAAGCUAUUGAGAAAUCUCUUAAUGCUAUGGAACGUGAAAACAAGGAACUCUACAAAAACUGCGCUCAGCUCCAGCAACAGGCAAAUUUGACUAUCCCACAAGACUUUUUGGAAAUUUUGUGCGAAGACCUCUCUACUUUGCUUAACAUUUUUUAG